Molecule: messenger RNA, 1512 nt
Organism: Syzygium oleosum
Lineage: Eukaryota; Viridiplantae; Streptophyta; Magnoliopsida; Myrtales; Myrtaceae
Product: G-type lectin S-receptor-like serine/threonine-protein kinase At1g11330
Exons: 1
Coding region: 154-1512 (452 amino acids)
Biological process (GO): recognition of pollen
Source: RefSeq, a predicted model, not a curated record
AUGAUCUUCCACCACAAGUCCAUAAUUUUGAAUUCCACCCCCUUGUCCUGACCUUCAGGUUGUGGAUUUGAAUGUCCUUGGUCCUCUCUCUAUCCGAAGCCAGUAGCAAAUCCAGUUUCUUGGUUGUUGUCGAGAAGAAAGAUUCAAGUAGUCAUGAUCCUUCUGAGAAGAGCAAGAUUGUAUUCUCUCUUCCUAAUGUGUCAUUACGCGGUGAAACUUUGCGUUGGGGGGGAUGUCAUUACAGCAUCUGGCUACAUCCGAGACCCUGGAAGUAUAACAUCGAGUGGAGGUCUCUACAAAUUGGGAUUCUUUAGCCCUAAUGGUUCUGCAAAUCGAUAUGUUGGAAUUUGGCAUAACAAGAUUCCUGCAUAUAAUAUCUUCUGGGUGGCGAACAGGGAGACACCGAUUUUAGACUCUUCAGGUGUUGUGAUAAUAUCUGAUGACGGAAAUCUUGUGAUCACGAAUGGAAAGAAGGAAGUAGUUUGGUCGUCGAAUGUUUUGACGUCUGCUACAAAUAGAACAGCCCAAUUAUUAGAUUCUGGUAAUCUUGUCCUGCUCAAACAAGGUUCAAGCUCCGGGGCAAAUGAUUUGGACAUACUCUGGCAAAGUUUUGACCACAUGUCUGACUCAUUCUUGUCAAAAAUGAAGCUAAGCACUAACGUAAGGACAAACGAAAAGAAGUUUGCCUCAUCUUGGAAAUGCCCUUCCGACCCAUCAGUUGGAAGCUUCAUGAUUACCCUGGAACCGCUGAACAUUCCUGAAGUUGUCAUUUGGAAUGGCAGCAUCCGGUAUUGGCGGAGUGGUCCAUGGAUGGGUAAAGGUUUCAUUGGAAUAGCCGAGAUGCAGACCGUCCAUCCUGAUGUGUUUAACAUAUUAGCUGCUAAGGAUGGAACUAUGUAUUAUACUUACAAUUUUGCUGAGCCGCAUUUUUCAUACUUCGUACUGAAGCCCAAUGGAAAUUUGGUGCUGCCAUUCUGGCAUGAAAAAGAGAACUACUGGGAAAUUUUUUGGUCGUCUUGGGAGAGUGAAUGUGAUGUUUAUGGCAAGUGCGGGCCGUUCGGAAUCUGCGAUGCCAACACAUCACCUAUUUGCAACUGCGUGAGAGGCUUUGAGCCUAAAAACAUUGAAGAAUGGAGCGGAGGGAAUUGGUCCGGGGGAUGCGUCCGGAUGUCAUCACUGCAAUGUGAAAGGAUAAACAAUGGUAGCACUAAAGCGGGAAAAAAGGAUGGAUUUAUGAAGAUAGAGAAUGCAAAAGUGCCAAAUUAUGCAAUUAGGGAUUCCCCGUUGGAAGACCAAUGCCAGAAGCUGUGCUUAAGUAAUUGUUCCUGUUUAGCAUAUGCAUAUGAAGCUGGCAUCGGUUGCAUGUACUGGAGCGGAGACCUAAUUGACAUACAGAAGUUCUCCAUGGCCGGAACUGACCUUUACAUCCGACUCAACCACGCAGAAAUUGGUGAGUUCAUUCAUCAAUCUAAGUUCUGUACAAUUUGGUAUCCUAUCGCAACUGAUUCCUAG